Molecule: messenger RNA, 1451 nt
Organism: Panthera uncia (snow leopard)
Lineage: Eukaryota; Metazoa; Chordata; Mammalia; Carnivora; Felidae
Gene: RNF138
Product: ring finger protein 138
Exons: 7
Coding region: 733-1332 (199 amino acids)
Source: RefSeq, a predicted model, not a curated record
GUCGUGUCUUCAGGCCCCGGAGGCCCCCUCUCCUCCAGGCCCGGGAGGAAUUGCAGGGAACGUGGAGCCUUUUUGUUUCCUAGCAACCCGAGUGAGGGCUGGGGUGUCGAGUGUCAAAACCGGCCGAAGGUGCCCGCACCGGCGCGCUCGCCUUCCUCGCCCCACUACCCCCCACUCUAUGACCUGCCUUGCUUUAAAGUUUCUCCUUCUUUCGGAACCUUGGUCCAUUCUUUCCAGAUCCAAGAACGCUUAUCUAACUUAACCUUUCAACCCUGCUUCACAGACCACUCUUGAAAAUGUUCCCUCUCCUUUAAAAUACAGUACAUGUUAGAAUGAUCUAGAACGGGGUUUCUUCUCUCACGUUAGAACUGACAGGAUUUCCGGGUAUUGAAGUGAUAGUUUCCUUUUGUUUUACCCUUCUGCUUAUUACUUGGUUACUGUGAAGGUGGAGAUAGGAAAGGAAGAUUGCUGUUUCGUGGAAUGAACUGAAGAUAAGGCAGUAACUCCAGGAGUGAGGGAGAACACAAAGGGAUUAGAUGAGGUGGCAUGGUGCUGUUCGAUUUGGCAUACUUACAGGAAGAACUUCGAUCAUCCUACAGAUAAUUUUGGUAGAGUGUCAGUAAGAGUUGGAAGAAGCCCUUCUUGUAAAGAUAUGUAGCACAUCUGACAAACCUGGCUGCUGAUCAGAGUCCUUGAGGAACUUUUUUCUGUAGAAAAUGUUUCCUGACUGCAAUGAGAGAAAGCGGAAUACAUUGUCCCCUCUGUCGUGGAAAUGUGACUAGAAGAGAGAGAGCAUGUCCUGAACGGGCCUUAGACCUUGAAAAUAUCAUGAGGAAGUUUUCUGGUAGCUGCAGAUGCUGUGCAAAACAGAUUAAAUUCUAUCGCAUGAGACAUCAUUACAAAUCUUGUAAGAAGUAUCAAGAUGAAUAUGGUGUUUCCUCUAUCAUUCCAAACUUUCAGAUCUCUCAAGAUUCAGUAGGGAACAGUAAUAGGAGUGAAACAUCUACGUCUGAUAACACAGAAACUUAUCAAGAGAAUACAAGCUCUUCUGGGCAUCCUACCUUUAAGUGUCCCUUGUGUCAAGAAUCAAAUUUUACCAGGCAGCGUUUACUGGAUCACUGUAACAGUAAUCACUUAUUUCAGAUAGUUCCUGUGACGUGUCCUAUUUGUGUGUCUCUUCCUUGGGGAGAUCCUAGCCAGAUUACUAGAAAUUUCGUUAGUCAUCUAAAUCAGAGACAUCAGUUUGAUUAUGGAGAAUUUGUGAAUCUUCAGCUAGAUGAGGAAACCCAAUAUCAAACUGCUGUUGAGGAAUCUUUUCAAGUAAACAUCUGAAGGCUGUAGACAUCUCUGCAUCUUUGUGCCUGCAAGUGCCAUCUUUAAGGGGAAACUACAUGAAGUCACCGUUUCAAUAACUUGAUGUGUGUAUUAAUAAAAGUAAUUCAGUCUUUUGA